Aspergillus eucalypticola CBS 122712 is the source of this 1021-nucleotide messenger RNA. RefSeq lists its product as uncharacterized. Gene Ontology annotation, cellular component: BLOC-1 complex. The record is from RefSeq and is a predicted model, not a curated record. The transcript has 2 exons. NCBI's taxonomy places the organism in Eukaryota, Fungi, Ascomycota, Eurotiomycetes, Eurotiales, Aspergillaceae. The coding region runs from base 402 to 908 and encodes 168 amino acids. Gene Ontology annotation, biological process: endosome organization.
AGCCUUGUCCCCUCUCUGGCUUCCCUCCUUUGACUUCCAAUGAUACCUUAAUUAUUUCUCUCAACGGGAUUAUCAUCCACUUGGGGAAACUGACAAGACUCCGCCCAUUGACCGGGUCUUGAUCUGUUUCCUCCUUCCCUUCUACCCUCCCCCCCUCCCUCCAUCUCAUCCCACGGGUCGUGUCUAUCCUUACCUGUUUUCACCUACGACAUUUCUCUCUUCCCUCCUUUUCUCCCGGCUUUCUUAUACUUCCCCUCUCAGACGCUCGUUCACGAGAUCUCCCUCACCUGCGCAUAUCGGUUCUCAUCAUGAACUUCGGUUCGUUCAAUCUCCCCACCACGAGAUCGACCGGCGCUUCCUAGACUGUUGUCGCGGUAGGAGCAUGUCUCUGCCGGGACCAAAUGUCCGUAUCAGCCUCGAUUCCCGACACUUCGCUUGGCCUCACCUCCUCCGAGAUCCAAAUUCUGAGGCAACAACAACAGAUAGCCCUGCAGGGCGGCCACGGUGCCAAUGGUGUUUCCAGGGGCCGAGGGACCGGACGCACCAGCAACUCCAGUUCGCGCGCCGCCAGUGCCGCCAGCAGCCACGGUCGUUUAAUUCUGGAUCCCAUGAGCCUACGGGCGCUAUCGCAGCAGUUGGAUGGCUUGCAACAACAGAUUCGCAAUCGCCUUGAUGAUCUGGAAGAGCAAAUGCAGUUAUCUAUUCAAAGCACUUACGAUCGCGCCGGCAACGUCAUUCGCAACGCUGAUGCCGAGAUUGCCCGUACCCGUUCUAUUUUAGCCUCAAUUGACGACUUGGAGAAUGAGCUUGCGAAGAUCGGGCAUAUUAGAGAAAUCGUGAAAGCGUAUCGUGGACGUAUAGAAGGUCUCGAUCAACGCCUGGAUCAAGCCGCCCGCCGGAGACACUGAGAUGCCAACCCUCGCGAUAUGUUCCUGUCCGCACUCCAACACACCUUAUACUCUUGAACUUCAACCCUCAAACCUUCCUUUCGACUCGGAUUACCCUAGCGCCAUUACAUAGU